Molecule: messenger RNA, 1417 nt
Organism: Arabidopsis arenosa
Lineage: Eukaryota; Viridiplantae; Streptophyta; Magnoliopsida; Brassicales; Brassicaceae
Source: the annotation of a GenBank genome assembly
CUUGUGGUGCCAUCUCUUACCUCCUCAGAAGUUGAAACAACAAUACAAACACAUUCGUCUUCUCUCUCUCUCUCUCUUCUCUUGGUCUUUUUUUGCUUAUAGUUGAAGAAAAUUUAAUCAAAGGCUUUUCUUGAUUUUUGAACCACACAUCUUACUUCAUCUGAGAGUUUCUGAGUUUUGGUCUGAUCAAAAUUCUCUCAUCCGUUCACUUACUACAAAGUUGAUAGAUCGAUCUUUUGAUUAUGGAUUGUUAUGCUGGAAGGAAUUUUGAAGAGCUUGUUGUGCCUAGUUAUCAAGAAUCAUCAUCAGAGACAUACCCAUCUACUGGUAUGUGGGGUGGAUGGAACAUGAGCCCCCCUGAAGCAGCUGAGAAAUGUUUCGAUUACGAUGGUUUCAAUGGAGGAGGAAUGAUGUAUAGUCAGAUGGGUAUGAGGACGAGUGAAGAAGAAGAAGAGUCUAAGAGAUCAAAGGCUUUCUACGGUGCUUCUUCACUUCACGAUUUCGAAGGAAUCGAACAGAUGGAUGAUAUAUUCUUAAGUUCAAUUUUGGAGGAUGUUCCAGAGGAUGAUGGAGAUGUUCACCGUGCGUCCAGCAGCAAUAACAGUGUCGGUUCUUCUUCUAUGUAUGGUGGUGGUGGGGAAGUCCCUAUGUUCCAUUGUCAUGACAUGUCUUUCAAGGAGGAAGCUCCAUUUACAAUCUCGGAUCUGUCUGAAGAGAACAUGUUAGAUUCAAACUAUGGGGAUGAACUGUCUUCUGAAGAACUCGUGUUGCAGGAUCUACAAAGGGCUUCACAAAAGUUGACCAAUGAGACACGCAAAUGUUUCCGGGAUACCUUUUACCGACUUGCAAGGAGCUCGCAAGAUAAAUCGGAUUCAGUCAGCCCCAACUCGGAAGAGCUGCUUGUGCAAUCGUCUAGAUAUGAUUAUGGUGAUGGAAACAGGUUGAGUAGAGAGGAAGAGAUAGAAUCUGAAACGAAUUCAAUCGAUAGAGCCGUCGCAAACCUCACAUUCAACAAAAUGGAAUCCAACAUAAGCAAUUUUCCUCUGUCGGAAAGAGUACAGUAGCUGCCAUUGAUCAAGAUCAACCAUUUGGCGCCUCAUCAUCGUCCUAUGAAGUCUUCUGUUACCAUAUGAAGUCUUCUGUUCCGCUGUCGGAAAGAGUACAGUAGCUGCCAUUGAUCAAGAUCAACCAUUUGGCGCCUCAUCAUCGUCCUAUGAAGUCUUCUGUUACCAUAUGUGUAUAAAUGUGUGUAUAUAUAGAUGACUUAAUGUUGCAAGCUUCAGUUUUGAUCUGUCAAAAGAAUCUGCUCCCUUUUAAUUCCUGCAGUAUGCUUUCUACAAACAAUGCCUGAUGGCCUUGAGACUUACUUCUCAAUAUGAAUAAGAGCAUCAUGUUUCAAUGAACACCUAAUCAUUGU